UCUCCGUCUCUGGAACAUCAAUCAGCAGCAAUGGAGCAGCAGAGAAAGCAGAAAAUGGUGCAAGAACAACACGAUGAACUAGAUGACGUUCAGCAUGGACCUUUCCCAGUUGAACAGCUUCAGGCAUCUGGAAUUGCUGCUCUUGACAUAAAAAAGCUUAAAGAUGCUGGUCUCUGCACUGUUGAAUCUGUUGCAUACUCUCCAAGGAAGGAGCUUUUGCAAAUAAAAGGAAUUAGCGAAGCUAAAGUUGAUAAGAUAAUUGAGGCAGCUUCAAAGUUGGUGCCUUUGGGUUUCACCAGUGCCAGCCAACUCCAUGCUCAGAGGCUUGAAAUCAUUCAGAUUGCUACUGGAUCAAAAGAACUUGACAAAAUAUUAGAAGGAGGAAUUGAAACUGGAUCCAUAACUGAGAUAUAUGGGGAGUUUCGUUCUGGAAAGACUCAACUAUGUCAUACACUCUGUGUCACUUGCCAACUUCCACUAGAUCAAGGGGGUGGUGAGGGGAAAGCAAUGUAUAUUGAUGCUGAGGGAACAUUCAGGCCACAGAGACUUCUACAGAUUGCUGACAGGUUUGGAUUGAAUGGUGCUGAUGUCCUGGAGAAUGUGGCCUAUGCUCGAGCAUAUAACACUGAUCAUCAGUCAAGGCUUUUGCUUGAAGCAGCUUCAAUGAUGGUAGAAACCAGAUUUGCUCUUAUGAUUGUGGAUAGUGCCACAGCCCUUUAUAGGACAGAUUUUUCUGGGAGGGGAGAGUUGUCAGCCAGGCAAAUGCAUUUAGCAAAGUUCUUGAGGAGCCUUCAGAAAUUAGCAGAUGAGUUUGGUGUGGCUGUUGUGAUUACCAACCAAGUUGUUGCCCAAGUGGAUGGUUCAGCCAUUUUUGCUGGGCCACAAAUCAAACCUAUCGGUGGUAACAUCAUGGCCCAUGCUACAACAACAAGGCUUGCUCUUAGAAAGGGAAGAGCUGAGGAGCGCAUUUGUAAAGUAAUUAGCUCUCCAUGCUUAGCUGAAGCUGAAGCGAGGUUUCAAAUUUCUCCUGAAGGCGUAACUGAUGUCAAGGACUGAUCCUCUUUAUUGAACGUUGCCAAAGAUCUUACUUUUCAGUCUAGCUUUGUGCCUUCUAUUGUAAAAGGUACAGUUUCUGUCACUUUUUAAGAUUUUUUUUUUUGGGGGGGAAAAAGGAUCUGUUUUUGUAUCAUUUCAGUUUGUGAAUCAGUUUACAAGAAGGGAUACAGGUAGAAACAAUUCAGCCCAUGAGAAGAGCAUAUUCACGUUUGUUAUGCUUCUGCAUCUUGGCGCUGAUUUUUACUUGUAACUACAAGAAGGCAAAUUGAAAAUCUUGCAGAUUUGUCCUUGUAAAUGCUAUUUGCUGUUCUUCA
Coffea eugenioides is the source of this 1370-nucleotide messenger RNA. RefSeq names its product DNA repair protein RAD51 homolog. Gene Ontology annotation, molecular function: ATP binding; ATP-dependent DNA damage sensor activity; DNA strand exchange activity. Gene Ontology annotation, biological process: DNA strand invasion; DNA recombinase assembly; mitotic recombination-dependent replication fork processing. The transcript has 9 exons. Gene Ontology annotation, cellular component: condensed nuclear chromosome. The coding region runs from base 31 to 1056 and encodes 341 amino acids. Lineage: Eukaryota; Viridiplantae; Streptophyta; Magnoliopsida; Gentianales; Rubiaceae. The record is from RefSeq and is a predicted model, not a curated record.